Fulmarus glacialis (Northern fulmar) is the source of this 851-nucleotide messenger RNA. RefSeq names its product high mobility group protein B2. The transcript is spliced from 3 exons. The annotation marks the transcript as partial. Gene Ontology annotation, biological process: regulation of transcription by RNA polymerase II. The record is from RefSeq and is a predicted model, not a curated record. Lineage: Eukaryota; Metazoa; Chordata; Aves; Procellariiformes; Procellariidae. Gene Ontology annotation, molecular function: DNA binding, bending.
ACAAUGUCUAGCAAGGAAAAAGGAAAGUUUGAAGAAAUGGCUAAAGGAGACAAAGCUCGUUAUGACAGGGAGAUGAAAAACUAUGUUCCUCCCAAAGGCGAGAAGAAGGGAAAGAAAAAGGACCCCAAUGCUCCUAAAAGACCACCAUCUGCGUUCUUCCUUUUCUGUUCUGAACACCGUCCAAAAAUCAAAAAUGAUCAUCCUGGCUUGUCUAUUGGAGAUACAGCAAAGAAAUUAGGAGAAAUGUGGUCUGAACAGUCAGCCAAAGAUAAACAGCCAUAUGAACAGAAGGCUGCAAAACUAAAGGAGAAAUAUGAAAAGGAUAUUGCAGCAUAUCGUGCCAAGAGCAAGAGUGACGCAGGAAAAAAGGGCCCAGGUAGGCCUGCAGGAUCUAAGAAGAAAGCAGAACCAGAAGAGGAGGAAGAGGAGGAAGAAGAUGAUGAAGAAGAGGAAGAAGAUGAGGAUGAGGAAUAAGUGAAUGUCCUGCUGUAAAGAUUUAUGCUCAAAAUCCAAUAUUUUGCUAAGAAUGUGAACUCAAGUGCAGCUCAUUGUUAGCUUCAGUAUAAAAAUCUGUACAGAAUUGUGUAUAGGUAAUGUGGUUCUUUGUAGGGAGACCUCUAUUUUUAAUGUAAGUAGUAGCCAAGGGCUGCUACAGUUCGGUUUAAAAAGAAGAAAAAGUUGUGGAAUGUUUCUGCAUAUUUAAUGGUUUUGUUGAAAUUCAGUGACUGAUAGCCAGGUGUUUCUUUAUAGCUAAGUGAAACAAAGGAGGUAGCUUAAUAGCUGAUCUUAUAUUUUGUAGUAUAUUGCAUUGUAUUACUUUUUUAACAAUUUUGUAAUAAAAUGAUGUACAU